Molecule: messenger RNA, 231 nt
Organism: Monoraphidium neglectum
Lineage: Eukaryota; Viridiplantae; Chlorophyta; Chlorophyceae; Sphaeropleales; Selenastraceae
Exons: 2
Coding region: 1-231 (76 amino acids)
Biological process (GO): dephosphorylation
Molecular function (GO): phosphatase activity
Source: RefSeq, a predicted model, not a curated record
AUGGCAGUGUUCGCGGGCUGCGAGGCCGCCGGCGGCAGGGCCGUAGCGCACUGCAGCGGCGGGGUCGGGCGGGUCGGCACUGUGCUGACCGCCUGGCUGGCCCACAGGUAUGGGCUGACCUACGAGGCCGCCGCCGCCGAGGUGGAGGCCCACGCCGCGGCGGCCGGCGUGCGGCGCAAGGUGCCGUCGGUGGAGCGGUUCGAGGAGUUUGUCAGCGGCAGCGGGUGGUGA